This is a messenger RNA of Peromyscus eremicus (cactus mouse), 2998 nucleotides long. It is a transcript of the gene Otud5, whose product is annotated as OTU deubiquitinase 5. The transcript has 9 exons. Lineage: Eukaryota; Metazoa; Chordata; Mammalia; Rodentia; Cricetidae. Gene Ontology annotation, molecular function: cysteine-type deubiquitinase activity; K63-linked deubiquitinase activity. The coding region runs from base 776 to 2479 and encodes 567 amino acids. Gene Ontology annotation, biological process: protein deubiquitination. The record is from RefSeq and is a predicted model, not a curated record.
UGGGAGGAAUCGGAAGUGACGCUACAGAGGAUGAUACGCUCUGGGAAUGUUGAUAUUUUCCAGUGAGUCUGAGUGAGUUCCGGAUGGAAUCCUUGAGAACACGAGUUGUACUGAUCGCAAGGCCGACUACUCUGGUUAUUCAUAGUACCGAUACCUGUGGGUCAGAACCUUGGGGAAAGUAAAGAACAGAACGCGACCGACGAAAAAAGCUAGGAUCACCGCUGCAGACUUUGAAAUUUGAGACGGAGGACACGAGAGAGCAAGCGCUCGCCCCUGAUUGGCUCGUGGGUGUUGUCAAGGCUUUACGCAGCUUCUUCAAUUGGUUGGUGUCCGCAGUUGUGACCGCCGCGACAAUUUUGCCCACGUACUUCCGAACAAGAGGCAGGGUUGUGUCCUACUGCGCGUGCGCACAGCCCGGGAGGCCCCACCCGGUAGUUCAAGAACCUGUGAAGGGGCGGGGCGAAGAGGUGCUUGUUUUGGUUGUGUUUCCUUUGAAGCUGAUCCCGGAACAAGGUAGCAAUAAGCUUGGCUGGACUUGGAGGGAGAAAAGGCUACGACAGAUUCGUCUUUGAACCAUCCUAUUGGACCUCACAUCCGGGAUCUCCUCCGGGCGUGACCUGCGUACUGCCUACAGUUCUCGAACCGGUGUCCCGAGCUCUUUAUCCAGGCCUCGCUGUUCCCAUCGUGCUUCGCGCACAACAGUAGCCCCCUCAUCCGGGUUCUCUCCCGGCGUUCUCAGCGUCUGGUUUGCUGUGGGGUACUUGGCGGUGCGGCCAUGACUAUUCUCCCCAAAAAGAAGCCGCCACCUCCCGACGCCGACCCGGCCAACGAACCGCCGCCGCCCGGGCCGCUGCCCCCAGCGCCUCGGCGCGGUGGGGGUGUGGGCGUGGGCGGCGGCGGCACGGGCGUGGGUGGAGGAGAGCGCGACCGUGACUCCGGCGUCGUGGGGGCUCGUCCCCGGGCUUCACCACCACCCCAGGGCCCGCUACCGGGGCCGCCUGGUGCUCUUCAUCGUUGGGCACUAGCCGUGCCUCCUGGCGCAGUGGCGGGCCCUCGGCCACAGCAGGCUUCUCCACCUCCUUGUGGGGGCCCUGGUGGCCCCGGCGGCGGUCCUGGUGACACUCUUGGUGCGGCAACUGCGGGGGUGGGCGCGGCAGGGGUGGUGGUGGGCGUGGGUGGUGCCGUGGGCGUGGGCGGCUGCUGCUCGGGGCCGGGGCACAGCAAGCGGCGGCGUCAAGCUCCCGGCGUUGGCGCAGUUGGCGGGGGCAGUCCGGAACGUGAAGAGGUCGGAGCAGGCUACAACAGUGAAGACGAAUAUGAAGCUGCUGCGGCACGAAUCGAGGCCAUGGAUCCUGCCACUGUCGAGCAGCAGGAACACUGGUUUGAAAAGGCCUUACGGGACAAGAAAGGCUUCAUCAUCAAGCAGAUGAAGGAGGAUGGUGCCUGUCUAUUCCGGGCUGUAGCUGACCAGGUGUAUGGAGACCAGGACAUGCAUGAAGUUGUGCGAAAGCAUUGCAUGGACUAUCUGAUGAAGAAUGCCGACUACUUCUCCAACUAUGUCACAGAAGACUUCACCACCUAUAUCAAUCGGAAGAGGAAAAACAACUGCCAUGGGAACCACAUUGAGAUGCAGGCUAUGGCAGAGAUGUACAACCGUCCUGUGGAGGUGUAUCAGUAUAGCACAGAACCUAUCAACACAUUCCAUGGGAUCCAUCAAAAUGAAGAUGAGCCCAUCCGUGUCAGCUACCACCGGAAUAUCCACUAUAAUUCAGUAGUGAAUCCUAACAAGGCCACUAUUGGUGUGGGGCUGGGCCUACCGUCAUUUAAACCAGGGUUUGCAGAGCAGUCCCUGAUGAAGAAUGCCAUAAAGACAUCAGAGGAAUCAUGGAUCGAACAACAAAUGUUGGAAGACAAGAAACGAGCCACAGACUGGGAGGCCACAAAUGAGGCCAUAGAGGAGCAGGUGGCCCGAGAAUCCUACCUGCAAUGGCUGAGGGAUCAGGAGAAACAGGCCCGCCAGGUCCGGGGACCCAGCCAGCCCCGGAAAGCCAGUGCCACAUGCAGUUCAGCCACAGCAGCCGCCUCCAGUGGCCUGGAGGAAUGGACUAGCCGGUCUCCACGGCAACGAAGUUCAGCCUCGUCACCUGAGCACCCCGAACUGCAUGCCGAACUAGGCAUUAAGCCCCCUUCCCCAGGCACUGUGUUAGCUCUUGCCAAACCUCCUUCACCCUGUGCACCAGGUACAAGCAGUCAGUUCUCGGCAGGGGCUGACCGAGCCACUUCUCCUCUUGUGUCCCUCUACCCUGCUCUGGAGUGCCGGGCCCUCAUCCAGCAGAUGUCCCCCUCUGCCUUUGCAGGUCUGAAUGAUUGGGAUGAUGAUGAGAUCCUAGCAUCGGUGCUGGCAGUGUCCCAGCAGGAGUACCUAGACAGUAUGAAGAAAAACAAAGUGCACAGAGAGCCACCCCCAGACAAGAGUUGAUGGAGACCCAGGGACUGGACACCAUCCCUCAAACCCCAACUCCUGCCCUUUGAUGCCACCCAACCUUCUUUGGCUUUCUUCCCUCUUGGCUUCCUUCCUUGGUUUCCUCUUUUCCACUUCCCUCUGGCUGGCCCACCCGUGCGCUCCGUCCAUCUCAUCCCUGCCGCCACCACACUGGUCUCUGCCAGCUGAUGUGCUGCCCUAUUGCCCCUUGCACAGCACCAUCUCAGCCUUCCACCAGGGACUCUGGAAAGGGUGCCGAAGGUAGGCGAGAGGCACACAGAGACAGACCAUCUGGCAGCCAGGCAGCCCCAGAAGAGAGACCCUCACACAAAGGAAGUCUUCUGUUUGCCCUUCCUUACACAUCAGAUAAACUUGUUACCCCUCCCCAGAAAGAAUGGCAGGAAAGGCGCGAGUGGGAAAUUUUCCUUCCUAGUACCCCAAGAAUCUGAGCCUUCAACCUUAAAUUUUUCUUUAUUAAAAUGUACUUUUAUCUUACAAAAAUCAUGAAAUCAAAAA